This is a messenger RNA of Aspergillus glaucus CBS 516.65, 628 nucleotides long. RefSeq lists its product as uncharacterized. The record is from RefSeq and is a predicted model, not a curated record. The transcript has a single exon. Bases 148 to 414 code for a protein of 88 amino acids. Lineage: Eukaryota; Fungi; Ascomycota; Eurotiomycetes; Eurotiales; Aspergillaceae.
CACCCCCCGAGGUGGGCAACGUGGCCUCCCAGUUCGCGGAAACACAUGAUACGCCAGUCACCCCAACGCCAACCCGUUGGCGAUCCGGGAACGUGAUGCAACCUGUCUCAACGAUGGCAGCACAGAUGAGUGUGAGCAUUGAUGAAAAUGAGGGCCAGGAGCGCUGGCAACCUGGGGGGCCAGCGAGGCCAGAAGCGGAAUCAGACAACGCAAGAUUCUACAAAAGUCAUGGAUUGGCAGGCCGAAGCAUCAAAUUUCCCUGCUAGACGCGAGCAAACGCGCCCAGGCGGUGGUGGGGGCCUUGGAAGCAGCCCAGACACAGCAACAAGAAAUGUACCAGAUGGUCCGAGAACAGGUCCAGGCACACCUGGCAGAAGAGCUGUCCAACUGGAGAGCAGAACAGCAGAUUCAUGAAGGGAUCUAUCUAGAGCGGAUUACAAACCUGGAGCAGGAAGUCAGUAAACUUCGCACAGAGCUUACAGAGGCCCAGUGCACCAUCCAGCAGCCUGGGCUGUAUCACGGGCUCGGAAACUAGCAGCUAAAACGAAUAAUAUUCAUAUCUAGACUAAGUAGCCUAACGACGAGAAUAUCGAAUCUGGGGAAUAAGAAGAAAAGGAAAUCUAUCUAG